AUGCUUUACCAAUCUAUACAAAGAUUGCCCCAUACUUUUCGACUGGGAAUUUCUUUGCGGCCUUUUUUGUUGCGUCCCAUAUAUUCAAAAAGGAUGCAUUCCGCUAUCCCUCAGCAAGUGGUUUCAGAUAUCCGCCUAACAGAGGCAAAUCAUCGAUCGUUGGAAUUGACUCUGAGUGAAGACGACCCAGAUAUUCGCCAGAAGUACCGACCGUUCAUUCUUAGCGGCACUGCGACUAAGGACUGGGUCAACAAUUUAGAGCUUUCCACGGCUCUAGAUAUGGCCGAGCAUAACCUACGGGAUACAAACGAGAGACUGAGAGUUCUGGUACUUUAUGGCAGUCUUCGGAAAAGGUCAUAUUCACGCCUCGUGGCAUUUGAAGCCUCCCGCAUCCUGUUCCGACUCGGCUGUGAUGUACGCGUCUUUGACCCUGAAGGUCUUCCGGUGAAGAACGAUAGCGAUACCGACCAUCCUAAAGUACAGGAGCUUCGAGACCUCAGUCUGUGGAGUGAUGGGCAUGUCUGGGUUUCACCUGAACAGCACGGCAAUUUAACCGCUGUCUUCAAGAAUCAGAUCGAUUGGAUUCCUUUGACCACAGGAAGUGUCCGUCCCACCCAAGGCCGAACGCUGGCUAUUGCCCAGGUGUGCGGUGGAUCUCAAUCGUUCAAUGCCGUCAACUCCUUGCGUAUCUUGGGUCGGUGGAUGCGUAUGUUUACUAUCCCGAAUCAAUCCUCGAUCCCCAGGGCAUAUACACAGUUUCCGGAUGAAGGUCAACCGGGAGAUCAACAACUCAUGCCUAGUGGCAACCGAGAUCGUCUGGUGGAUUGCAUGGAGGAAUUUGUCAAAUAUACGAUUUUGAUGCGGCCUCACAUCGGUCUUUUCGGUGACCGGUUUAGCGAGCGGGAGCAGAAGAAAGUAAGGGAGGCAAAGAUGAGUGCCGCUACAGCUCGACGAAAGAUAUAG
Penicillium alfredii is the source of this 963-nucleotide messenger RNA. RefSeq lists its product as uncharacterized. The transcript is spliced from 2 exons. The coding region runs from base 1 to 963 and encodes 320 amino acids. Gene Ontology annotation, molecular function: oxidoreductase activity. Lineage: Eukaryota; Fungi; Ascomycota; Eurotiomycetes; Eurotiales; Aspergillaceae. The record is from RefSeq and is a predicted model, not a curated record.